AUGGAUGAAUAUAAUAAAAUUCUCAACACUCAGCGUGCUGCCAGACCUGUCUCCCCUCAUCUUACUAUUUAUCAACCUCAAAUAACGUGGUUUAUGUCUGGUUUUCACAGAAUUACCGGGGGCGCUUUGGCAGCUGCUCUUUAUGGAAGUGCAAUAGCAUAUGCUAUCCAAGGUCCAUUAGGAUUAGGAUUGAAUUCUGAUGCGUUUGUUGCUGAAAUAGCCACACUUCCAGCUUCCCUUAAAUUUGCUGGAAAAUUCGCUUUAGCUUUUCCAUUUACUUUUCAUGCUUUUAACG
Messenger RNA from Racocetra fulgida, 295 nucleotides. Lineage: Eukaryota; Fungi; Glomeromycota; Glomeromycetes; Diversisporales; Gigasporaceae. The record is from the annotation of a GenBank genome assembly.